Messenger RNA from Homarus americanus (American lobster), 852 nucleotides. RefSeq lists its product as uncharacterized. The coding region runs from base 97 to 525 and encodes 142 amino acids. The record is from RefSeq and is a predicted model, not a curated record. The transcript has 2 exons. Lineage: Eukaryota; Metazoa; Arthropoda; Malacostraca; Decapoda; Nephropidae.
UAACGUGACGUCACAGCCACUACAUAAGGGGCAGGGCGGCUGUGCUCAUCACCACAAGUUCUGUACAUCUCCUGUGCUCCACAACCUCCCGCCGUCAUGAAGUCUAUGGUUCUCGCGUGCCUUGUGGCCACCUGCGCCGCCCAGCUGGCAUAUCCUGCCUCAGUGGCCUACCGCGUCCCUUCCCACGACUCCGCCAUCAUCCAGAGUCACCGUCUGGGUGGUAACUUCGCCUACUCCACCCACGAGGCUCACGCCUACGCCGUCCAGACACCCGUCAUCGGCCAACGCACCGUGCCCGUGGGUGUCUCCUACCACCAGGGUACCCCCAUCGUCACCUCCUCCACCCAGUACGUCAACCAACAGAUCCCUCAGUACGGCUACGCCAUCCCCCAGGUCGCUGGUGUCGGUGCCAUCCCAUACGGCGCCUACCCCUUCGGCGGCUACCCCUACCCCUACGGUUUCGGUGGUGCCAUCGUUGCCGCUGAGCCCGCCGCUGCCGCUGAGCCUGCCGUCGACACCGCCUAAGGACCUUCCCUCCGUCACUCCGUCACUCACUCCAGCGAUGUAUCGAGACCUUUCCACAUCUCCAUGACCUCCUCCUCCUCCUCCUCCUCCAGCUGUCCCUCACUCUUAGUUCAUAGUCCUGGCAUGGGCGCACCUUGGCGUGGGUGCGUCUUGACAGGGGCCCUUCAUGACGUGGGCGCGUCAUGGCGUGGACGCGCCCUAUAGCAUGGCGAGCGGCGACAGAGCCCACAACUGUGGGUUGGUCGCCGCGCCUUGUACAGCUCCGGUGUACAGACUUGUGUCAUACGUGUAUAGUAAAUUUAUUCAAUAAAGCAACAAACUAAACAA